Messenger RNA from Polistes canadensis, 1291 nucleotides. RefSeq names its product late embryogenesis abundant protein, group 3-like. The transcript is spliced from 2 exons. The record is from RefSeq and is a predicted model, not a curated record. Lineage: Eukaryota; Metazoa; Arthropoda; Insecta; Hymenoptera; Vespidae. The coding region runs from base 92 to 1030 and encodes 312 amino acids.
CUUUCCUCGUGCAAGGACAGCUCCAAUUCUCUCUACAACACUUUUAUCCUUUCCUUUUGAUUAUAAGUGAUCAUCAAAUCUAUAAAACAAAAUGAAGAUUUUCGCAUUAGUGUUGGCAUUGGCUUGUGCAGUACAAUGUGGACCAGCAAAAACAAAGAAACACAUACACGAUCAAGAAGCAGAGAGUUACGAAUACGCAUACGCAGCUCAGCCAGAAACAUUGUUGUUAGAUGCUCAUCUUUUGGAAGCGGGUCCAAUAGCAGUGCCUAGUAAUACUCAUUUAUCAGAACACCGUUCACAUACACGUCCAGGUUAUAGCGUGGGUGGUCCUUUGGCAAGUAUUGCUCAAGGUGCUGCUGAACAGGCGCACACGCAAUUAGGAAAUCAACAUUCGGCAGCAGGACAAGCGGCAUACAUGGCUAAGAACACGUUGGCUCAGGCAGCAGCUCAGUCAGCUGCAACAGCUGCAGCAGCAUUAGCAGGAAAACAAAUCAUCCUGAUGGGCCUUGAACAACAAUCACGAGAUGCUCAUGUAGCCAUUGAUGGUGAAAAACUUCAACUUCAACAAGCUCAACGUGCUGCCGCAGCUGCCCAAAACACAGCGCAACAAGCAAUGCAUCAGGUUCAAGUAAUCACUGCAGCUUUGAACGCUGCACAGGCUACUUCCGAUCAUGCCAAUCAAGCUGCAGCCGAAGCUCAAGCUGAAUACGCUGCUCAAACUAGCAUGGUUGGACAAGCUAAAGCACGUGCAGAAACCAUCGAAGAACAACUAAAUGCAGCUCGUGUCGAUUUCGAAGCAACCCAAGCAGCUGCCCAAAAAGCUGCAAACGCUGCAAACGCUGCUCAAUCAAAUGCUGCUGCUGCUGCAGCUCAUGCCGCGAAUGCAGCAGCUGCUAACGUUGCUGCUGCCUCAGCAAACAGUCAUUCUGGCGCUGCUCAUAGUAAUCUCGUAGCUCAUCUUGGUGAACCACAUACGAACGCUGUACCCGUUGAUGCGUUCGAUUACAAAUCUGCACCCUAUCAUUAUUGAUUAUUUUAUGAUAACUUUAGUUAUUCGAUCUAAACUUUAGCUCGUGACAUGUGCUCGACAUUUCAAUUCUCUUCUUAUUUCUUAUUUUUUAUGUGUAACAAAUUGAGCAUAAAUCAGUCAAAUUCUUUCGAAUUUUUCCUGAUCUUCCUAAGAUCACAGUAUAUAUUUAAAAAUAAAAUAUAUCGUUAAUGCGAUCGAUCGAAACUUAAAUUAUAGAAUGUAAUUGCAACGGGAAACUCUUCGAGGAUCACAUCUUUACGA